CCCUGAUCUUCCAGUAGUCGACGGUGGAGGUGCGUUGAACGCCUGCGUCCUGUGGCCGCCUAGUAAAAGGGAUUGCUGGUGGGUCGCGUCGAAGCCAUGGAUCAGGGCUACGGAGGCUAUGGUGCAUGGAGUGCUGGACCUGCCAACACCCAGGGUGCAUAUGGAACUGGUGUGGCCAGCUGGCAAGGUUAUGAAAACUACAAUUACUACGGUGCCCAGAAUACCAACGUCACCACAGGCGCAACCUACAGCUAUGGCCCAGCCUCCUGGGAGGCUGCCAAGGCCAGUGAUGGUGGCCUGGCGGCCGGGGGCCCUGCCAUGCACAUGGCCUCUUACGUCCCAGAGCCGUGCACCGACAAUUCCGACUCCCUCAUUGCCAAGAUCAACCAGCGUUUGGACAUGAUGUCCAAGGAAGGAGGCAGGGGCGGGAGCGGCGGCGGUGGGGAGGGCAUGCAGGACCGGGAGAGCUCCUUCCGCUUCCAGCCGUUCGAGUCCUAUGACUCUAGACCCUGUCUGCCAGAGCACGACCCCUACCGCCCCAGCUACAGCUACGACUAUGACUUCGACCUGGGGUCCAACCGCAAUGGCAGCUUUGCGGGGCAGUAUGGUGAAUGCCGAGACCUGGCCCGGGAACGGGGCUCCCUUGAUGGCUUCAUGCGGGGCCGGGGCCAGGGCCACUUCCAGGACCGGAGCAACCCCGGCACAUUCAUGCGCAGCGACCCCUUCAUGCCUCCGACAGCGACCUCUGAGCCCCUGUCCACACCCUGGAACGAGCUGAACUAUGUGGGUGGACGGGGCCUGGGAGGGCCUUCCCACAGCCGGCCGCCUCCAUCCCUCUUCUCCCAGUCCAUGGCUCCUGACUAUGGCGUGAUGGGCAUGCAGGGGGUGGGUGGCUUUGACAGCACCAUACCCUACGGAUGUGGCCGCUCGCAGCCCCGGAUGCGGGAUCGGCCCAGGAGGAGAGGGUCUGACCGCUUCGGACCAGAUGGCAUGGGCAGGAAACGGAAGCAGUUCCAACUGUAUGAGGAGCCAGACACCAAACUGGCCCGGGUUGACAGUGAAGGAGAUUUCUCCGAAAAUGAUGACGGAGCUGGUGACUUCCGCUCAGGAGAUGAAGAAUUCAAGGGCGAGGAUGAAUUCUGCGAGUCUGGGCGGCAGAGAGGAGAGAAGGAAGACGAGGAUGAGGAAUUAAAGAAGAGAAGGGAAAAGCAAAGGAGGAGAGACAGGAUGCGGGACCGUGCAGCUGACAGGAUUCAGUUUGCCUGUUCUGUGUGCAAGUUCCGUAGCUUUGAAGACGAAGAGAUCCAGAAGCAUCUGCAAAGCAAAUUUCACAAAGAGACACUGCGGUUUAUAAGCACCAAGCUGCCCGACAAGACGGUGGAGUUCCUCCAGGAAUACAUCAUUAACAGAAAUAAGAAAAUUGAGAAGCGACGUCAGGAAUUGAUGGAGAAAGAGAGCCCCAAACCAAAACCAGAUCCUUUCAAAGGGAUUGGCCAGGAGCACUUCUUCAAGAGGAUCGAGGCUGCUCACUGCCUGGCCUGCGACAUGCUGAUCCCUGCGCAGCCGCAGCUCCUCCAGCGGCACCUGCACUCCAUGGACCACAAUCACAACCGCAGGUUGGCUGCUGAACAGUUCAAGAAAACCAGUCUCCAUGUGGCUAAGAGUGUUUUGAACAAUAGACACAUAGUGAAGAUGCUGGAAAAAUACCUCAAGGGUGAGGACCCUUUCACCAAUGAAACUAUUGAUCCAGAAAUGGAAGGAGAUGACAAUUUAGAAACUGAGGAUAAGAAAGAGACACCUGAGGCAGUGGCCACGGACGUCUUAGCCGAGGUGAUCACGGCAGCAGUGAGGGCAGUGGACGGGGAAGGAGCACCGGCUCUGGAGAGCAGCGGGGAGCCAGCUGAGGGCAAAGGCCCUGUGGACAGAACAGAGGCUAGUAAUGAUCCUGAAGCUGAACAGCCCCUGGAAGAGCAGGUGCCCUUCGGAACAGCAUCUGAGAAGGGUGUCGUGGAGGCAGGAAGUAGCACCGAGACAAUGGCAGUAGAGGGAGAAAGUGCCCAAACCACAGCUGCUCCUGCCCCAGCUGCCACGGAUACCGAAGCGGAACAAACUGAUGCAGAGUCCAAAGAUGCUGUUGUCACAGAAUGAUGCUCAUUUCCCUGUUCCAGGGGAGGUGUUGUAUAAUGGAUGCAUAGCUCUUUCUCCCUUGGUUUGUAAGCAGUACAAGGGUGUGUGCUACCGGGAUACACUGUAAACUGAUUUUGGUCAAGAGCCCCAGCCAUUUCCUCCUGGGCAGAGCCCCUCGGCUUGUCUCACGCAGCCAUGUGGCUUCUUGCCUGUGUUUGAGAGCUGCAGACGUACCUUUUCCUUAGCGGCUAUAACAUUUCUCUUGACACUGCACUUGGAAUAAUAAAGGUUGGGUGAUUACAGCUUGAUGAUUGAUACUUUGCUUCUUCAAUACAACCACUGACUGAAUGCCUCCUUUUUUAUUUUUGACCUUAAAUUUUUUUUUUUUUUUUUUUUUGGUUGGGAACAGCUCAGCACUAGGAAUAUACCUUGCUCUGUAGGGGAUUUUUGUUUUUUACAUUUUAAGCUUCAGCCUUUAACCUGUAUCUUUGUAGCACUCUGUAUGGUGAGUGACCUUUACAGGACUUCGCAGCACCUGGUUCAACAUGGCAUUGACUAUGUCACAUCCACGCAAGCAGAGGCCAGAAGAAUCGGACCAACCUACACCACUAGAAGCACACCCACCUCACCCUCAAGAGCCAGACUGUGCAGAGGGCACUGUUUUCAACGGUUAGUCUCGCAGCAUCGCCUCUCUCAUGUUUUACCUCAUUUGUGUUCCACCUCUAGAUUAGUUGAAGUUUUUUCCUUUAAAAUGAGUUACUCCCACUCAAACGCAUUUACAAAGAAAAUUUGGUGGGACGUGGUGGCACAUGCCUAUAAUCCCAGUAGUUUAGGAGCCUGAGGCAGGAGGAUAGCUUAAGCCUAGGAGUUCGAGACCAACCUGGUCGACAUAGCAAGACCCCAUCUCGGAAAGAAAACUUGAUGUGAUUCCCAUAGAUGGAAUAAUCCAACAUAAACUGCCAUAGAUAGAAGCUAUCUAUUACAAAAUAAUAAUAUAAUGAAAUAAUGUUUCACUUUAGAGAAACAGCUAUUUAGACCUUUCUGAAUCUGAAAAAGGAAGGCUAGCAUGUGUUCAAAGUUAGCACACAAUUUCCUAAAAUUAGAAGAGUCUGAAGAUCCCUUUUGAAAUGGCCGUGCUGUGUCAGUUUCCCUGUGGCCUUUUGAACUGUAUACAUCUCACAUGUUGGGAAACAUGGGCCACUGGGGAAUCAUUAGAAAAGGAGGCAGUAAAAUAACUUGGUGAUUCUCUCCUGUACACCAGGGGCUAACAUGAUACACAUUCUAGGAAUUGGGCCCUGUUCAUGAGGAACCUUAGUGGAGAUUCUGGGUGAAUAUUUAUGAAGAAAUCAACAUUAGAACUAAAAAUGGAAAUAAACUGCUUGAUGAGAC
Molecule: messenger RNA, 3516 nt
Organism: Saimiri boliviensis boliviensis (Bolivian squirrel monkey)
Lineage: Eukaryota; Metazoa; Chordata; Mammalia; Primates; Cebidae
Gene: AKAP8
Product: A-kinase anchoring protein 8
Cellular component (GO): nuclear matrix; nucleus
Molecular function (GO): protein kinase A regulatory subunit binding; DNA binding
Source: RefSeq, a predicted model, not a curated record